Messenger RNA from Ictalurus punctatus (channel catfish), 2432 nucleotides. RefSeq names its product synaptonemal complex central element protein 2 (gene syce2). NCBI's taxonomy places the organism in Eukaryota, Metazoa, Chordata, Actinopteri, Siluriformes, Ictaluridae. Bases 221 to 787 code for a protein of 188 amino acids. Gene Ontology annotation, cellular component: central element. The record is from RefSeq and is a predicted model, not a curated record. The transcript has 5 exons. Gene Ontology annotation, biological process: synaptonemal complex assembly.
GACGGUGCCAGGAGCAAAUCCAGUAGGCUACAGUAAUAAUAAAAACCACUAGCAGAAAGAGUCGGUUCGUUGCGGACAGCACAUUAAUAAAGAGUCGAUGCUUUAGUGGAAUUCUGCGCGCGCGUGGGCAAAGAGUCUGUGUAACGGCAACGGUUUGUAAACAACGCAGUUAAACUAUAGUUCUACGCAAAUAUAUCGUGGAGGUUUAAUCAUUUUGGCUAUGGCUCAGCAAUUUGGACAUCCUGGUUCUGCUAUAUUUCAGUCGACACCCAAAGCCACUCAUCACCACGUGUCAGCAAAGGUGUCAGAAGAGGGUCAUGGGCAUGGUUUAGACCAAGACUCAACUGGUGAAAUACUGUCAUUUGUAACCCUGGAUGAAAACCAUGAGCAGCAAAGCAUGGAUUCAGGCAUUAAUGUCUCACACAGAAGUUUACCAAUGAACGAGGUGGAUGAGAGUGUUGUCUCCACCCCUAUUAACACAAGAAUAGAUGAAAUUGGGAAGAAAGCACAAGACCUUAUAGAGAGGAUCAACCAGAACCGGGCAAUGGACCAGAAACUUAUGAACAGCUUUGAGGAGAAACUAAUGAAGAAGGUGAGUGAGAUGUGCCAACAGAUGAAGGAGCAGAUGUUUGAGUAUUAUGAGAAACAUAGCCGAGAAAUGGAGACAAAGCUCACUGAGCUCUCAGAAGUGUUGGAGCGCAGCAGUCAGCUCAGCAUGGAGCUCCAGGGAGCCAGCCAGACACUGGCAGCCAUUAACAAGGGUCUGCAGCAAACCCCAGGCCAGUAGAGACAAAUCACACAGAUAACACUGUGCCCAAAAUACUUCCAUAGCACCAGACAUGUGACAGCCAAAACAAAGUAGUUUAGUUUGUUGAUAUAAUAGAAAUACCUUAUUACAAAAGUAGGGUGACAGGUUUCGUACUCAUUUCAUACCUGUAUGAUUCGCUCUCAGUCGUAGCAAGACCAGAGUAAUUUCCCAACAUCCAGCUUACAAAGAGAGUAGUGGGUAGAGGGAGGUAGAAUAGCAGGAAUGCUGAACUGCUAAAACUGAAGAGAGAGACUCCAUUAAUGGAGCAACAGAAAGAUUAAAUUGAAAACAAACAUUUUCUUCAGACAGUACUAUAAGGCUCAACAUGUAUUAUUCCAACUUGUGUUUUGAACUUUGUUUUUUUGUUUAAUUAAAGUUAUCUGUUUACUAAAGUAUGUAUUUAGACUGUAAACUAUUUCUUUCCUUUUCAUUUUUUUGUCAUAGCGAUAUAGACAAUCAAAGCUUCUUAAAGUGAAUAUGAAGAUAAUAUGCAAAUCCUGAAAAUCCCAGAGCAUUGCACCAUCAGGAAAUGAGAUUUUUCAUGUCAGUAUACCCACAGUCAUCAGCUAGAGUAAUUAGAAAAAUAGUGAAUCCAUAUCUAAAGGGAAUAAAGAUUUCUCAACACUAUAUUGUUUUACUCUGCUAAAUUAAGAUUUAGCAGAGCAAAUUCACAGAGCACAUCAGAGUUCAAACAGUCAAAGUAAAUUAGAUACACAUAUAAACAGCUUCACCAUUUGUUUCUGCACAACUCAACACUUACAUGUAUCUUACUUUAUUCUCUUGGUCCUCAGCCCUAUGGGCUCAUCCAUACACAUUUGAUUACAUCUGUUCAAAGUAUUUUUAUACACAAUUAUGCAUAAGCUGCCAAAUCUGUGUUUUCAUAAACGUCAUGUUCAAGCAGAUACUGCAUUUUUUUUAAGCCAUCAGUCAUGCAGUGUAGUGCAAAUACACAUGGAGAGGAAAAUAAACUCCCUAUGCUGUGUACGUGACCUGAAAACCAUCCAAUUGUAUACAGAAUAUGUAUGAACUGAGGAGUUAUUUGCUACCCAUUCAGUUUAUUGGGAAUACCUGUACAUCUGCAUGUUCACGCAAUUAUCCAAUUGGCUGUCCAAUCAUGUAGCAACAGCACAUAAAAUCAUACAGAUACAGGUCAAGCACUUUAGUUAAUAUUCACAUCAAACAUCAGAAUGGGGGAAAACGUGAUCUUGGAUGUUGCUCACUGGAUGAUUUGGUUUGAUUGUUUUUGGUACAAUUCGGCUCUAUACAGUGUCGUGUGAAAAUCUGAGGAGUUCAGCAGUAUUUGAACCAGCUCUAGCACCAACCAUGCCACAGUCAAAGUCACUGAAAUGACAUUUUCCCCCUAUUCUAGGGUUUGAUGUGAACUGAAGCUCUUGACCUGUAUCUGCAUGAUUUUAUGCAUUAUGCUGCCACCAAAUGAUUAGCUAAUUGCAUGAUUGCAUAAAUGAGCAGGUGUUCCUAACAAAGUGGACAGUGAGUGUAUAGAACAUAUAUGAACAUAUAGGAACAUCCCGUUCCAGAUUUAGUCCCCCUUCGCUGCUUUAAUAACCACAGUUUUGGAAAGUGCCAUGUGUGUAGGACGGUCAGGUGUCCACAAAUCUUUGGC